AUGAAAUUAAAUUUAUCAUUGUUUUUGUUUUGGUUUGUUGGAAAUUUUGCAGUAAUAUUUUUUCAAAUUUCUGAAUGUGUUCAGAUUAACACAUUAAUCUUAUCUUCCAAUGGAACUACUUUACAAGACCAAAAAUUAAAGGAAAUUAAAGAACAUUUAAUAACAAAUAUUACAAGUAAUUCUACAGAAUUAAAUGAAGAGGUACUGGAUAAUACUAUAGAAGAACUUACAGAUCUUUCAAAUGAAAUUGAAACAAAACUUAAAGAAUUAAAAAAAAAAGAAUUAAUAAUGGAGGUUGAUAAGAAAAACAUAGGUGUAUUUGCAAGCAUUACAAUGAUUGCUCUUGUUUUAUUAUUUUACCUUGGAGUAGCGCAUAUGGAGGAUGCAUUAAAAGAUGCAAAUAUCCUUUAUGGUGAUAAUGUUUCACCUCAGAAUGUAAUAUUUGAUCCAAGAUGGUAA
Molecule: messenger RNA, 459 nt
Organism: Cryptosporidium ubiquitum
Lineage: Eukaryota; Apicomplexa; Conoidasida; Eucoccidiorida; Cryptosporidiidae
Exons: 3
Coding region: 1-459 (152 amino acids)
Source: RefSeq, a predicted model, not a curated record